GACACCUGGGUCCAGGGGAGGGAAGAGGGACCGCUGACCUUUCUCCCCCCUCCCCAUAGACCCCCCGCAGCUGCUGGGACCCUCCUGCUCCUGGGAGGACAGGGGUCUGCACUGCAGCUGCUCCUCCCGAGCCCAGCUGGCCCCCUCCCUGCGCUGGCGGCUGGGGGAGGGGCUGCUGGAGGGGACCCUCAGCAACGCCUCCUACAUGGUCACCUCCAGCUUGGCUGGGGCCUGGGCCAACAGCUCCCUGAGCCUCAGUGAGGGGCUCAGCUCUGGCCUCAGCCUCAGCUGCGAGGCUCAGAAUGCCCACGGGGCCCAGGGCGCCAGGGUCCUGCUGCUGCCAGGUCAGGGGGCUCCGGAGGGGUGAUGUCUGGGGGAAGAGGAGCCUGGGCUCCUGCAUUAGUUUGCUAGGGCUGUCAUAAUGAAGUACCUCAGACUGAGGGCUUAAACAAUGGAGAUUUAUUGUCUCCCAGCUCUGGGGCCUGGAAGCUUGUGACCAAGGUAUGGUUAGGGUUGAUUCCUUCUGAGGCCGUGAGAAUGUUCCAGCCUUCUCCCCUUGCUUCUGGGGGUUUCCUGGCCAUCUUUGGGAGUCCUUGUCUUUUGGGAGCAUCACCCCAAUCUCUGCCUUCAUGUUUACGUGGCAUUAUUUUUUCUGCAUGCGUGUCUGUGUCCAAAUUUCCCCUUUUUAUGAGGAUAUCAGUCAUAUUGGAUUACAGUCCACCCUAACGAUCUCAUUUUUCACUUGAUCACCUCUGUAAAGACUCUAUCUCCAAAUAGGAGCACAUUCUGAGUUACUGGGGUGUGAGGGGACUUCAGCAUAUGAACUUGGGGACGGGGAACCCAUAACAGCCCCAGAGAGAUGGAGCUCCUUGGAGGAGAAGCACCCCCAAGGCCCCAACCCGAGUGGCUGGGGGAGAAGGUUCUCAGUCCUGAGCCCAGGAAGAGGGCUUGGUCCAGGGUCCACAGGUCUGAGCCCUGAAUGGGAAGUGGGUACAGUAAAGGAAUACACACACACAGAGAGAGAGAUAGAGAAAGGGAGAGAGAGAGGGAAUGGCCUGCUGGGCAGAUGCCAUGUACUGGGGUUGGAGUUUACACAAAACUCUAAUUAUCUACAGGUCAAUCACAGCCCAGGGCCAGCUGGGUCCUGGGAGCUGUUGGGGGAGCUGGCUUCAUGGUCCUGCUUUCUCUCAGCCUUUGCCUCAUCUUCAGAGUGAAGACCCGCAGGGAGACCCAGCCAGUGCAAAGCAUGGAUGAUAGGCGCCAAGUCGUGGGCUCCGGCUCCCGGGAGCAUCAGUUCGGGACAGACACCCCUGCAGACUCCCCGGCCCCUGCUGGGGCUGGCCCCAUCUCACAAGACGAAUGCCAGCUGCACUACGCCUUCCUCAGAUUUCACAAGCUGAAGCCUCAGGGACGGGAAGGCAUGGACACUGAAUACUCAGAGAUCAGGACACACAAGUGAGGAAUCACAGUCUCACAGUUCUGGAGGCUGAAAGUCUGAGAGCAAGGAGUCAGCGGGGUUGGUUCCUUCUGAGGCCCCGCUCCUUGGCUUGUAGACGGCCAUCUUCCCGCUGUGUCCUCACAUGGUCUUCCUUCUGUGUGUGUGCAUGUGUGUCCUAAUUUAUUCUUCUUGUAAGGACACCAGAUGUAUUGGAUUAGAGCCCACCCUGAUGACCUCCUGUUAACUGAAUUGCCUCUUUAAAGACUCUAUCCCCAAAUACAUUCAUAUUCUGGAGUACCCGGGAUUAGAACUUCAAUUGAUUAAUUUUAUGAUUGUUUUCAGCCCAUCACACUCCACCUCCAACUAUUGUAAAGUGAAUGACUUUCUUGGCAAUGGUAUGAGUGCCCUGGUGUACGUGGAAGACCACAGGACUUGGGACCAAAGGCACUGAGUUCAAGUCCGUCCGUGCCACUUACUGAGGGAGUCCCUUUGGCUCUCUGUGGCUCACGUCACUGUUCUGCAGAGCAGGUCAACCAUCUGUGUCUAACCAGAUUGUCGUGGAAGAAUGAAAGAUACACAGAAGGCAGCUAACAAAAGUCGCUUUUUGUGGACUCUGAACACAGACUUGUGCCAGGACUUUGGUUGCCUGUUUUAACAGAAAGUUUUUGCUAACCACUUCUCCUAAGGCACGGAGGGCCCAGUGCCAGAGCCCACAGAGCUCUCCCCGCUAGGACUGGAAACAAGGCGAGGACGGCUGCUCUCACCUCUUCUGUCACACGGUGUAUUGUAGGUUCUCCCCAGUGCAAUACGUGUGAGAAAUAGAAAUAAGAACUAUCUCAUGCAUGAAGUAAGAAGUAAAAUGGUCUUCAUUCACAGACAACAAAAUUGUGGGCAUACAAAAUCUAAAGUGAUCCACGAAGAAGCUUCUGAAACCAAGGAGAGAGUUUAGCCAGGUGUUAAGAUACUUGUUCAAAUUCCAAAAUUCCUCUGCAAUUCUACAUAUUGGCCAAGGACAAUCAGAAAUUGAGUAUUUUUUCAAGAUGCAGGUUACAGUAACACGAAAUGUGAAAUUAAAAUAUAAGCAAGUCCUGUACUUUGAAAAUAGUAAAAUACUGCUUAAAGAAAUGAAAGAGGCCCUGACUAAGUGGAGAUGUAGAUCAUGUUCAUGGAUUGGAAGAGUCAGGAUUGUCAGGGGACCAGUUUCCCCAAACUGAUGGCCAAAUUCAGUGCAAUCGCAAAUUCUCAGUGAGUGCUUUGGUAGAACUUGACAAGCUGAUUCUAAAAUAAACAUAGAAAAGCAAAUAACAAGAAUGUCCUAACACAUUUUGAAAACUGACAGUCAAUCCAUUUAAGGAGAGCCCCCCUCCAGUGCCUGUCCCACUCUCCCAGGAUCCCCACCACUUCCUCCACACCCACCAGCUGCACAGCCAAAACCUUUUCUCCAUAUCCAGGAGCAAGACUCAUUCCCAAAAGAUCCUGCUGGUUCCCAGUGGUGAUCAUGCCCAGCCUGGCGGUCUUCAUCCCACGUGUGCUGAGCACCAGAACCCCGUGGCCAGAGGUCUGCAUGAGCAAUGCCUUGCCUGCUCCGUGCAGGCCAGUGAGGGGAGUGUCUUGAUUUGUCAAGUUCCCCUCUUUCUCUCUCCUCUCAGUAGAGAGCCAGUCUCAUCCUUUUGUGCUUGGAAGAAACGAAGGACAUAAUACAUGAAUGAAAGCCUGCUUCCCUGUACUUACAAGAAACAGCGCUAAAACAGAAAGGUUCGAACGACAAGAUGGUAAAAGAUUUCACCGUGCAAGCACUAAGCGUGGAAAAUGGCAUCCUUCAGAAUGAGCACUUCAUGAAGAUCAAAGGUUUUAAUUCACUCUCCUCCCCACAUAUAGAAUUCUAAAUAUGGUCGCACCCGCAGAUGGAAUCUCAAAACACACAAAACACAAAUUCUCACAGAAUUACAGCUCCUCGUCACCUGGAGCUCCAGGUGCGGGGAUGCCUACUGUCUCCCCAUGGGGCGGUGACUCAGCGAGCAGCGUCCAGGGCUGGUGUGUGACCCCGGGAGAAGAGGGGAUGCCUGCCACGUGGACACUGGGGGGGGGGCAGUAAACCUCCUCACCUCCCACCUCCCAUGUCCCUACGUCCCACCCUGGCUGGAUCGACCUCUAUAAACAUCUACACCUGUGGCUCGAGGGGUCUGGCCAUUAGGGACCCUUUGUCACUUUGCAGAAAAUGGCCUCCAAGGAGGAGGGCACUGACAGGGAGGCAGGAGGUGGGGUGUCUCCCACCGUGCCUGGCCCAGGGCCCUCGAGAGUGCAUGUGCGGUGGUGGGUGGUUGAUCUCUAAGGGCUCUCCUGGUCCCAGCAGUCUCUGGGGGUGAAGUUCCUCCUCUGAGAAGGGUCAGUGUUCUGACCUCACCCUCAUCUUCCUGUUGGCGGCCGCCUCGAAAUCUUGCAACUUCCAUUUCCAGUUCUUGAGAAACGAACCUUGAGAAAGAGACCUUCCCCGGGGAGCCUGGCAUCGCCAACCCCAGACAUGCUUUUGCUGCUGCCGCUGCUGGCCCUGCUCUGGUGGAUGAGCGGGGCCGCCGAGGGCCAGACGGAGCCCGGGAAGGAUUACACGCUGCGUGUGCAGGAGCUGGUGGUGGUGCAGGAGGGUCUGUGUGUCCACGUGCCCUGCUCCUUCUCCUACCCCUGGCAGAUCUGGACCAUCUUUACCUCUGCUCUCGGCUACUGGUUUCAGGAAGGGGCAGUGACGCUGCAGGAUGCUCCUGUGGCCACCAACAACCCAGAUCAGAAAGUGCAGGAGGAGACCCGGGGCCGAUUCCGCCUCCUCGGGGACCCCCGGGCCUACAACUGCUCCCUGGACAUCAGAGAUGCCAGGAGGAGGGACAACGGUUCAUACUUUUUUCGUGUGGAAAGAGGAAAUACAAAAUAUAAUUACAAAGCUAACCGGCUCUCCUUGUAUGUGACGGCCCUGACCCACACACCUGACAUCCUCAUCCCAGAGACCCUGGAGGCGGGCCGCACCAGAAACCUGACCUGCUCUGUGCCCUGGGCUUGUCAGCGGGGCACACCCCCCAUCCUCUCCUGGAAGGGGGCCACCAUCUCUCCUCAGGUCCCCACGACAGCCCGCUCCUCAGUGCUCACCCUCACCCCACAGCCCCAGGACCAUGGUACCAACCUCACCUGUCAGGUGACCUUGCCUGGAGCUGAAGUGACCACGACGAGGACCAUCCACCUCAAUGUGUCCUACCCGCCACAGAACUUGACCGUGACUGUCUUCCAAGGAAACAGCACAGUAUCCAGAGUCCUGGAGAAUGGCUCAUCGCUUUCAGUCCUGGAGGGCCAGUCCCUGCUCUUGGUCUGUGUCGCUGACAGCAACCCACCUGCCAAGCUAAGCUGGGCCCGGGGGAGCCUGACCCUGAGCCCCUCACAGCCCACCAACCCGGGGGUGCUGGAGCUGCCGCAGGUACUCAUGGGAGAUGAAGGGGACUUCACCUGCCGAGCUCAGAACCAUCUGGGCUCCCAGCACAUCUCUCUGAGCCUGUUCCUGCAGAGGCCAGCGGGGCGCAUGGUAGAGGUGAUCGUGGUGGCCAUCUGGGAGGCGGCUGUCAAGAUUCUGUUCCUCUUCCUCUGCCUCAUCGCCCUCCAAGUGAGGUCUCCCUGGAGGAAGGCAGCCAGGCCCGCAGGGGGCGUGUCAGAUGCAAAAGGCAUCCCAGGUUAACCCCUCAGACUCAUUCAGCAAAUAUUAUGGAAGACCUACUAUGUGCCAGCACAGUCAUAGGAACCAGGGGUACAUCAGUGAACACAACUCCCAAAGUCUCCACCAUCCAAAAGACUUGACUAGACACUUCCGCAAAGAAGAUAAUACAGAUGGCCAGUGAGCACCCAAAACAGAAGCUCAAUCAUUGGAGAAAUGCAAAUCAAGACCAUAAAGACGUACCGCUUCACACCCACUGGGACAGCUGUUGUAUAAAAAACCCAAGAAAAUAGAAAACAGAAAAUAACAAGUGCUGGCGAAGAUGUGGACAGAUUGGAACCCUCACAUGUUGCUUGUGGGAAGGGAAAACGGUGCAGCCUUGUGGAAAACGCUUUGAAUAUCCUCCAAGAGGUCAACAGAAUUACCAUAAGACCCAGCCCCUCCACUCCUCGGUGUAAACUCAAAGGGACUGAAAGCAGGGAUUCCAAAACAGAUACUUGCACACCGUUGUUCAUAGCAGCAAAAUUCACAGCAGUGGUGGAACCAGUCCUAGAGUCCGUCAGCCGAAGAAUGGAUGAACCAGACGUGGCAUACGCAUACAAUAAAAUAUCAUGCACCCUUACAAAGGAGUGAGUACAAUUCUGACACGUGCUACAACACAGACGACCCUUGAAAAUGACAUAUUAAGUGAGAGAAGCCAGGCAGCACUCACUUGAGUCCGCCCGCUCUCCCCUUGAGAGUGUUCUAUCACAAUAAAUCCUCACUUUACUUUCUUGAGGAAGAGAAAAGACGUCAGACACAAAAGAACAAAUACAGUACAGUUCUGCUUAUAUGAGCGACCUACAAGGCAAGUUCUUCAAAACAGAAAGUAGAGUGGGGUUGCUUGCAGAUAGGAGACGGGGCGGGGGGUGGGAGGGGAUGGCGAGGCGUUACUGUGUAACUGAUACAGAGUCUCUGUUUGGGAUGAUGAAAACUUUCUGGAAAUAGACGGUCAUGACGGUUCCCCCGACUCUGUGAAUGUAUUCAGUGCCACUGAAUUGUGCUGUAUAAGAAUGUUAAGUGGUGUUUUAUUUUAUGGCUGUUUUACUACAAUAAAACAAAGGCAAUAAGAAGCA
Messenger RNA from Vicugna pacos (alpaca), 6241 nucleotides. RefSeq names its product sialic acid-binding Ig-like lectin 13. Lineage: Eukaryota; Metazoa; Chordata; Mammalia; Artiodactyla; Camelidae. Gene Ontology annotation, molecular function: sialic acid binding. Gene Ontology annotation, cellular component: plasma membrane. The record is from RefSeq and is a predicted model, not a curated record. Gene Ontology annotation, biological process: cell adhesion.